UUUGGCUCAAAAUGAAAAAAAAUAUCCUGUAUAUUGUAUCAGACAUAACCUAACAAAACUCAAUAAAGUGUUGUCCGUUGUUUUUUAAAUGUACUUAUUUUAAAACUUAUAUUUUACACGAAUUUUAUGAACCAAUAGACUUUUAAACAUUAUUUUAACAUAAAUCAUGAAAAUUGAACUUUAUAAUGAGAUAUUAUCAACGAUAAAUGGCUUUAAACGCAUUAAUAUUGAAUGUAUUGAAGUUUUAGAACAAAAGUUUCCAAAGGUGAAACAUGGUACAUUAAACAGUAUAUUCUCAUCAGAAGUACAAAAAUGGACAAAAUCAAAGUUUGCCAAGGCUCAGGACUCAGCAAAUGAAAUUUACAACAAAUACAAACAAUCAAUACAAUCAGGAGCUGUACCAGGUGUAAUUAUGAGACUGGCUGAUGAGUAUGAACUUCCUUACUCACUUACAGCAAAAAUUAUUCUUACAAAACAUGUGGUUGAGGGGCAAGGAGAUGCCAACAAUGAUAAUCACACAAUGCAAUUAGUAAAGAAACAAUUGAGGAACACAACAUUAAUUAAUGAUAAACAAUUGGCCUAUGAAGUAUUUCUUUGUACAACUUUUGAUGAUCAGUAUAGUCCAACAAGUGAAAUUAUAAGAAUGAGUUUAGGUCAACAAUACGAAAUUAAAUUAUACAAACAAAUGGAGAAAUGUGGUAUUGUCUUCAGAACUGAAGAAUACAUGAGAAAAUUCGGCUUUGACAAGACCCCAGACGUAAAAUUAGAAAUUCCUAUAGUCGUGGACGGUUUUAUCAUUCACUGGAUCGAGAGCAAAGCGAGAUUUGCCGAUUCAGAAAUUCAUCAAGAUUAUUUAAAAAAUCAAUACAUUAGUUAUUGGAAUAGAUUCGGUCCGGGGUUAAUUAUUUAUUGGUUCGGAUACCUGGACGACUUAACCGACAGUGAUGAAAAGCGAUUUAUCAUUCGCGAUCGUCUGCCAACAAAUAUUUUAAAACUUAACAAGUAAUUAUUGUUCUAUUUUAAACUAAAUCAUGUUAAAUUAAUCACAAACAACGAGUUGAUAUCGAUCAUAUCCCUUUUUCAACAA
Messenger RNA from Dalotia coriaria, 1087 nucleotides. Its product is annotated as CDAN1-interacting nuclease 1. NCBI's taxonomy places the organism in Eukaryota, Metazoa, Arthropoda, Insecta, Coleoptera, Staphylinidae. The record is from RefSeq and is a predicted model, not a curated record. The transcript is spliced from 5 exons. Bases 167 to 1006 code for a protein of 279 amino acids.